CUCUCCCAGCUAGAUCUGAAUGAUGAGGAUGACCUCAAGUCCGUGGCGGUCCACCCGACGGCUGACCAGUCCAAACAGGUUGAACCGGUGGCGUCUGAGGACAUGCGCCCCGAUGACCAACAGGUCAAAGACACCACAGUGGCGACAACACGAAAGGUCAAAUCCAUGUAGUUUUCUUUGCUUUAAAAAUAUUUAGUUUGUCCAUACUACUGAGCCAUCAUAGGGAUUUGGGAGUCACCACGAAGCUGAACAAUUCCAAUUUUCUAUUUAUCGCCAGUUAUCUAUUCAUCACCAAUUAAUCACCAAUUAUUCUUAUUUUGUUUACUCCUGGUCGAUUCUUUAUUCAUCAUAUAUUCUCCAUUCCUUUCGUUUCAGAAUUUAAUUGCCAAAGACACCAUUCCGACGCCGAAUCCAGCCUCCAAAUAUGACGACCAAUCCAUUCAGGUAACAUUGCGGUUUGCACAGUUAACCCCAGAAUACCCAUCCAAUGGCAACUUUCCUUAACUGUUUCAAAACACAUUGGUUUCUAAACGGACCCCAGAAUUCCCAUCCAAUGACAACUUUCUUUAACUGUUUCAAAACACAUUGGUUUCUACAGCUGACCCCAGAAUUCCCAUUCAGUGACAACUUUCUUCAACUGUUUCAAAACUCCAAUGCAGUUUGUUUUUGUUUUGUCUGCCCUAGAUUAAUAUUUUGUACGUGUUUACCUCCAAUAAAGACAUUACAAGGCCUUUUACCCCUGUCUGUCUGGUCUAAUCUGUCUGGUCUGUUAUGUUUUGUCUGGUCUGUCUGUCUUGUCUGGUCAGUCUUGUCUAGUCAGUCUUGUCUGGUCAGUCUUGUCUGGUCUGUCUUGUCUGGUCCACCUUGUCUGGUCCGUCUUGUCUAGUCUCUCUUGUCAGGUCUGUCUUGUCUGGUCUGUCUUGUCUGGUCUGUGUUGUCUGGUCUGUGUUGUCUGGUCUGUCUUGUCUGGUCUGUCUUGUCUGGUCUGUCUAGUCUGGUCUGUCUUGUCGUUUACACUCGUCAAAACUAAAUGAGAUCAAGUAUCCUAAAAGAGGUCAUCACUGAUCAUAUCUAUUCAAAAUUUAUUUGAUAACUGUAUAUUAGUUGGACUAUCUUACUGUCAUGUGUAAGUUGAUUGACUGCAGAAAGAAACUAACGUAGACACUGUUGGCGUGUUCAUUCAUCACGGAAUAUAUAACACAUGUUUUUGUAGACAGUGUCCAUAUCGCUCACGUACAUUUUCAGACAUAUCACUGAACAAUGGUUGCUGCAGGCUCCUGCAAAAGGAGAAUAUUUCCUCGCAUAAUGCAGUUCUUAGCGGAUUUUUUCAGUCGAAAACACUGUCUUUUAUCAUUCCCCCCCAAGAAUUCAGGUGACGUAAUAUCAGAGGAGUGAGACGGAUAUGGGAAGUCCGUACCACGUGAAAUGAUACGUCCAGGAAACUAGUUCUGCAGCAGGGCAAACGAUUAUGUAUGUGUAAGUUGAUUGACUGUAGAAAGAAACUAACGUAGACACUGUUGUAUGGCUGGUGGCCCCGUCCUGUUGAUACCACUGUCUAUUCAUGUGAAGGUUCCUUGCAGGACAGAACCUUCUCAAAUUCCCCAGAAGAUUUUCGAUCACCAUGCCCCUGUAGCGUUCUUGUGUGACGGUGAUAGCAUUGACUUCUUUAUCCACGACAUGCCGUGUACUGAAACGUCACACCACAACGUCACAUGGGCACUGUGUAGCCGUUUCUGGAAAUAACAUCUGGUCGCUCAAAACCAAAGGGUUGUCUGGUGAUCGUUGUAACCGUUUAAUUCAGGGGGUCUCCAAACUUUUCAGCCCGAGGGCCGCAUGUACUGUCAAACAGCAUUUCUGGGGGGGGGGGGGGGGGGGGGGGGGGGGGAGGGCAACUACACACUCGAGGCCCACAUAAAAAAGAAUCAAAACAUGGAUGUUGUUUUUAAUUAUUUAUGUGAUAUUAUUUCAUUCAGAUAUUAUUUAAGAACACAUUGAUACACUACACAUGAACACCUGUAUCAGUGGGAAUGGGGAAAUCGUUUCCUGGAUGCCGCAAUCGCAGACAUUUCUGGCUUUCGAUUUGAUGUGCUUAACAUCAACAGUGACCUGAGAUGAUCAUCGGACAAAUGUGUUCUCAAAUUGUUCAUCACGUAUUUCGUUCGUGAAAAUGUUUGUUCACCCAGGUAUGUUGUUCCAAAGAUCGGAAGGUACAUUGAUGAAAAAGUUUUGACAUUAGGAAAGUCUUACUUGGGCGAAAACUGGUAAAAACCCACCAGUCCCUCUUGAACUUUUCCCCAAGGAGGUCAUUUGCUUGCAACUCAAUGACCUCCAGCUGCAGUUCAUCUGGUCAACUGGCCACAUCUGCUUCAAAUGGGUUUUGAAACAGUCUCACUUCUUCUGCCUUUGAAUCCAAGUCAGAAAACCGCUGCUGACACUGCAGCUGGAGGUCUUUGAUGAUCUCGCAUGCAAAUGACGUGGAGAACUCCGUUGUUGAUUCAGCCAUGAAGACCUUGCACUGCUGAAAGUGCGUCGAGUUCUUGGCCUGUACUUGUUCCAAAAACAAGACGAGUUUGGAUCUGAAGGCGUUUAGCUGUAUGUAUAUAGAUCAGAAAGUAGAUUUUCCUCUCCUUGUAAUUUUAGUUUAAGAAAAUUUAAAUGAUUAGUUAUGUCUGCAGCAUAUGCCAAGUUCCAUACCCACUCUUUAUCAGACAGUAAUGGCUGUGGCUUGCCUUUAUUUUCCAGGAAGUCACGUAUUUCCUCACGACUUAGCCACCUCAUUGCUGUGUAAUUCGGGUCAGUCUUGUGAUACUGUGUCGGAUAAGUAUUUACGCAAAGAAAAUUAACACUAAAUAAAAUGUUUCGCAAUCAGACGCUAACUGACACCAACACCUUUUCAUCGCAGCAGUCAACCGCAACUGGCAAACCCUAAUCAAAAUAGUCUUGAGGAAGCAGCGAACCAUUUAAAAACUCAGCCACUAGAUGGCGUUAUAUCAUCUCAUUGACUGUGAAAUGCGCGCCUCUAGUUUAAUUCGGUACAAAAAUAACGUCCACGUAAGUGGCGGCUGAUCUUGGCAGGAGACACGUACAUUUCCGUAAUUUUGUCCGUAGACAAAAAAGUCUCCGUGGGCCGGAUAAGAGGGCCGCAUGCGUAGUUUGGAGACCCCUGGUUUAAGUGAAUGCUACUAUCGUCCCCGAACCACACAUUCAUAAAAAACGAUGGACUCUCGUACACUUUAGCCAAAAGUGAUCCACAAUACAUCAUGCUGGCUCGCAUAUCUGGCUCUGUCAAGCGUUGUACAACCUGUAUCCGGUACGAACAUGUACUUAGACAGACGGAAAACAGAUGAAUCGCCGAUGUCCAGUUUCAAAGAUGUGUGGCUUCAAAGAUGUAUCGUUUCAGAUGCUCAGUUUCAAAUAUGUGUAGUUUCAAAGAUGUAACGUUUCAGAUGCUUAGUUUCAAAGAUGUUCGUCGUAGGGGCGAGCUCAUUUAAUCUGCUACAGAACACGUGCGUGAUUCUCAUUUGUCUAAACCGUUACUGGCUGAUCAGUCUUACCCAUCCGUUGAGACAGUACACUUCCUAGAACGGCGAGAUUUCCUAACAAGGACAGCAUAACCACGCUACUUGUGUAUCUUAUUAAAUUUUUCUCUGAAUUUCUCUGCCACCUUUUUCAAACUGCGGGGCCCCUUUCACGCCCAGUUCCGUAUGAGCGAAAAUAGUACUCAACUACGUCAAUAUUGGUUCCUCCAUAGACAUACCCAUUUCCCACAACUGCCCAACACAACUUCCUUGGCGCCCCAGGGCACCACGUGACGGAUGGAACUAUGCACCGUUGACAGACGCAUGCACGCGUUCAAGACGCGGCAGUUUCAGUACUGUUACUUUGACGCAUGGUGUACUUAUUUUGACGAGAGGGGCAUUGGUUCCUUAAGACUUACCUAGACCCUCCCAACCUUUUGAACCGCGUCGUUAGCUUCAAUCGCACAACUGAGCACUUGUUAAACAAAAAUAUGGAUCAUAUGACACGAGAGAAUAAUUUUACAAGAGAAAACGUAAUUAAUUUGUUUAGCUGUCUCAUACACUCUAACUAAACCACUUGUUACUGUUCAGCUGUCUCACACACUCUUUAACUAAACAAACCACUUGAUACUGUUCAGCCGUCUCAUACACUCUCUAACUAAACCACUUGAUACUGUUCAGCUGUCUCAUACACUCUCUAACUAAACAAACCACUUGAUACUGUUCAGCUGUCUCAUACACUCUCUAACUAAACAAACCACUUGAUACUGUUCAGCUGUCUCAUACACUCUAACUAAACCACUUGUUACUGUUCAGCUGUCUCAUACACUCUCUAACUAAACAAACCACUUGAUACUGUUCAGCUGUCUCAUACACUCCCUAACUAAACCUCUUGAUACUGUUCAGCUGUCUCAUACACUCUCUAACUAAACCACUUUUACUGUUCAGCUGUCUCAUACACCCUCUAACUAAACAAACCACUUGAUACUGUUCAGCUGUCUCAUACACUCUAACUAAACCACUUGUUACUGUUCAGCUGUCUCAUACACUCUCUAACUAAACAAACCACUUGAUACUGUUCAGCUGUCUCAUACACUCUCUAACUAAACCACUUGUUUCUGUUAAGCUUUCUCAUACACUCUCUAACUAAACCAUUUAAAAUAACCUACACUGUUUCUUUGUCAUAAUCGACCUUCGUCUGCGGUACUUAUAUUUUCUUCUUCCUACAAACAUACAAUUACAAACCUAGGUGAAUUUACCAAGUGAAUUGACAUUAACAAAGUCAAUAAGUUUUCAUUGUCACCCCCCCCCCCCAAUGUAACAGAUUUUAGCCAAAGCUCUGGCCAGACUCAAGCAGCCCAAGUAUGAGAGCGACGAUACAACUGGGGGUAAGAAUGAACCUCUGUCAAUCAGUAUUAUAUGAUGACGUAACUGUAUAAUUAAUGAUUAUAUGAUGAUUUGCUAAUACUGGAUGAACCUAUUAUACGAUAGCAUGACUACAAGAUAAAAUAAUUAUUUUAUCCAUAAUUGUAUCAAUAAAGAUUAUUCGAUUAGAUGACUAUACAAUAUGUAUGUGUCAGAAAGAUACAGCUGUUAAGGAUUUGACUCGUCCACUGUGUGUCGCAUUUAAAGAUAUGAUCUUGACCCUCUGUUCCAAGAUUACCUGGGCACCGAGUACAACGAGUCGGGGGAGGAUGACCAGAAGACCGAGGACAUGGAGCAACUCAUCUCCAAGGCGCUGCUCAGACUUAAGCUGGACCAAAGUGUUGCAUCCAGCAGUAGGCCUGUGUUAAGUGAGUAGGGCAUUUAACACAUAGAUCAGUAGGCCUGUGUGCAGUGAGUAGGUCAUGUACACUUACAAAAUUAGACCUGUUUUAAGUGAGUAGGUCAUGUACACAUACAUCAGUAGGCCUGUGUUAAGUGAGUAGUAAAUGUACACUUACAAAAUUGGACCUCUGUUAAGUGAGUAGGCCAUGUACACAUACAUCAGUAGGCACCUGUUAAGUGAGUAGGAAAUGUACACAUACCAGUAGGCCUGUAUUAAGUGAGUAGGAAAUGUCUACUUACAAAAUUGGACCUCUGUUAAUUGAGUAGGUCACGUACACAUACAUCAGUAGGCCUGUGUUAAGUGAGUAGGAAAUGUACACUUACAAAAUUGGACCUGUGUUAAGUGAGGAGGUCAUGUACACAUACAUCAGUAGGCAUGUGUUAAGUGAGUAGGAAAUGUACACUUACAAAAUUGGACCUCUGUUAAUUGAGUAGGUCAUGUACACACACAUCAGUAGGCCUGUAUUAAGUGAUUAGGUCAUGUACACAUACAUAAGCAGACCUGUUUUAAGUGAGUAGGUCCUGUACACAUACAUAAGUAGGCCUGUAUUAACUUAGGUCCUGUACACAUACAUCGGUAGGCCUGUGUUAAGUAAGUCAUGUACAUAUAUAACAGUAGGCCUGUGUUGAGUGAGUAGGUCCUGUACACAUACAUCAGUAUACCCGUGUUAAGUUUUUUGUUGUUUUUUUUUUUUUGGUUGCAAACUGUGAACAAAACCAGAAUUCCAUUUUGACGUAGUCCUUAACUAAGGUAGACAACAACGCAUGCAUUUAUUCAGAUCAGAUAAUAAUCAGAGUUACAUCCCCUGUAUAAUAAACCCAUUUAAAUCUGCCUUUCAUUUGACCUACAACAGAAACAGAUAUUCACGGACUGGUCCGAAAUGCACCGGCCGAUGACAUUGACUCCUGUAAGUACCCACUUGUGUGCUUAGUGCUUGUACUUUAAUACUGCGUCACGCCCACGUCAAUACAAUGAAAUCAUGCAACUCCAGGAAUGUUGUGUUUUGUUGUUUGUAAAUAAUUAUUUAUUUGACAAUUGUUCCAAAAGUUAACCCUCAAGUUUUGUAAAAAUGUCUAUACUUUUUUUUCUUGAUUUCUUGGCUACUACUACUAACCCCUUACCCUGCACUCCUGACCAAAGGGUUGGUUCCCUGCACUCCACCUGACCAAAGUGUUGGUUCCCUGCACUCCUGACCAAAGAGUUGGUUCCCUGCACUCCACCUGACCAAAGUGUUGGUUCCCUGCACUCCUGACCAAUGAGUUGGUUCCCUGCACUCCACCUGACCACUGUGUUGGUUCCCUGCACUCCUGACCAAAGGGUUGGUUCCCUGCACUCCACCUGGCCAGCGUGUUGGUUCCCUGCAAUCCACCUGACCAAAGUGUUGGUUCCCUGCACUCCACCUGGCCAAAGUGUUGGUUCCCUGCACCCCACCUGACCAAAGUGUUGGUUUCCUGUACUCCUCCUGACCAAAGUGUUGGUUCCCUGCACUCCACCUGAACCAGCGGGUUGGUUCCCUGCACCCCCCCUGACCAAAGUGUGGUUUCCCUGCACUCCACCUGACCAGAGGGUUGGUUCCCUGCACUCCACCUGUUCCACCUGACCAAAGUGUUGGUUCCCUGCACUCCACCUGACCAAAGGGUUGGUUCCCUGCACUCCACCUGACCAAAAUGUUGGUUCCCUGCACUCCACCUGACCAAAAUGUUGGUUGCCUGCACUCCACCUGACCAAAAUGUUGGUUGCCUGCACUCCUCCUGACCAACGUGUUGGUUCCCUGUACUCCACCUGACCAAAGCGUUGGUUUCCUGCACUCCACCUGACCAAAAUGUUGGUUCCCUGCACUCCACCUGACCAAAAUGUUGGUUGCCUGCACUCCUCCUGACCAAAGUGUUGGUUCCCUGCACUCCUCCUGACCAACGUGUUGGUUCCCUGCACUCCACCUGACCAAAGUGUUGGUUCCCUGCACUCCACCUGACCAAAGGGUUGGUUCCCUGCACUCCACCUGACCAAAAUGUUGGUUCCCUGCACUCCACCUGACCAAAAUGUUGGUUGCCUGCACUCCUCCUGACCAAAGUGUUGGUUCCCUGCACUCUUCCUGACCAACGUGUUGGUUCCCUGCACUCCACCUGACCAAAGUGUUGGUUCCCUGCACUCCACCUGACCAAAGUGUUGGUUCCCUGCACUCCACCUGACCAAAGUGUUGGUUCCCUGCACUCCACCUGACCAAAGUGUUGGUUUCCUGCACUCCACCUGACUAAAGUCUAUUCGUUGUUCAAAGAAGUCUUGAAGCUGACUUACGGAUAUAUUAUUGACUACUCAACUCAUCUUAACAUCCUGGGAUUUCUUUCAGUAUAUUCACAGGCGUAGCUAAUGUUAAGAAAGAAUGGCUUGUAUACCACAUCCAGAAUGGCUUUUUAACACAUCAAGAAUGUCUUGUAUACCACAUCAAGAAUGGCUUGUACACCACAUCAAGAGUGGCUUGUAUACCUCAUCCAGAAUGGCUUUUUAACCACAUCAAGAAUGUCUUGUAUACCACAUCAAGAAUGUCUUUUAUACCACAUCAAGAAUAGCUUGCAUACCACAUCAAGUAUGGCUUGUAUACCACAUCAAGAAUGGCUUUUAUACCACACCAAGAAUGGCUUGUAUACCUUAUCAAGAAUGGCUUGUAUACCACAUCAAGAAGGGCUUGUAUACCACAUCAAGAAGGGCUUGUAUACCACAACAAGAAGGGCUUGUAUACCUUAUCAAGAAUGGAUUUUUUACCUCUUGGUGCAUGUUCAAUGUUAGCAAUACGCUAGAUACUCCACUAACUAGGUGUGAACCAUUAAAAAAAAAAGCAACAACAAAACCAACACCACAAAACAGCCCAAUUGAGCAAUGACAUGAUAGCAUUAGCCUAAAUAUAUUGUGAUGUCUUGUUUUCUCUCGUCAAUCAGUGAACCCCUCGGUGCAGAAGACAAGAAAUGACUUACUUAGAAAGGAAGGUACGUAGGACCAACAUGUUUUUUUUUGUGUGUUUUUUUUUGGGGGGGGGGGGGGGGGUCAAGUAAGUGUAUAACUAUAGCAUGAUGUGACUGUAGUCUUUGUAGACGAUCAAGAUACUUAUCUUGAAAUGAACCAGUUAAUCCUGCCAAUUGAUGGCGGGCACCAUACGUCAACUUCCCAUCUACUUAAGGUACUUGACAAAACACACAUUCAAGGAAUGCACUUUAUAAGAAUCCCAAUUAUUUCUACCCUCCUCUCUCCUGUACGCCAGCACCCCUGAACUAUAUUAAUGUUCUAAUGUCCGACCCCUUUUACACCGCAGAUUUAUUACACCAAGGGGUCGUUCGCAAAUUACGUCACGCAAAAAAUGACCUUUUUUAGACCCCCCUCCCCCUCCUGUCACAAAGUGUCACAACUUCUUUAAUCCCCCCCCCCCACACACACACGCACACUCCAGUGUCUCACGUCACGCCUAAGAACAUCAAAAGAAACAUAAAAUGUGCAUAACUAAAUUAAGAUUUGAUUUUAUUCUGUAACAUUUUCCCAAUAAUGGAUUAAGACAGGCCUGCACAAUUCAAAGUGUAAGGCGAGCCGUAAUGCGUUAUGAAAAAAAUUUGCGGUCCGUAUUACUUAAUGAAAAACGUGUGCGGGCCAAAAGAUAACAGGAUAGGUCCGGAAGCUAUUAAGAAAUUAUAAUAAUAAAGAAUAUUUCGUUACUCCGCGGGCCGCAAAGUGGGUGCUGGCGGGCCGUAUGUAGUGCGGGCCUGGAUUCAAAUGUAGUAUUAUUAGAAAACUGUGACGUGAAACAAAGACAAGAUCCCCACGCCGAAUGGAAAAUGGCCACAACGGUUUUUGUCGAGAUCCACAGAAGGUGGGCACGCCUGAGGUUCACGGUACCUAGAAUUCCGGAGGCAAUUUCGACCUCAAAUUCAUGUCUUUAACAUUAAUUGAAUGGACAUUUUUUCAUAAUUAGAAAACAUAAAAUUAAAAAAAAUCCCCCCUUUCACAAAGUGUCACAAAUUCUCGACCGUGACGUAAUUUGUGCCCCCCCCCCACCACGACCUUUCCAUCAAACAAAAGACCGUAUGUUGUGUAGGCCUAGGUCAGAGAGUCUACCAGAGUGACAGAGAGUGGCCCGCGGACCGUAUGUUGUGUAGGCCUAGGUCAGAGAGUCUACCAGAGUGACAGAGAGUGGCCCGCGGACCGUCUGUUGUGUAGGCCUAGGUCAGAGAGUCUACCAGAGUGGCAGAGAGUGGCCCGCGGACCGUAUGUUGUGUAGGCCUAGGUCAGAGAGUCUACCAGAGUGACAGAGAGUGGCCCGCGGACCGUAUGUUGUGUAGGCCUAGGUCAGAGAGUCUACCAGAGUGACAGAGAGUGGCCCGCGGACCGUAUGUUGUGUAGGCCUAGGUCAGAGAGUCUACCAGAGUGGCAGAGAGACCUCGUUUUAGCCACCUUUCUCACUUCUUUAUACAGAACGAAAUGUUGGCUAUUUACGGUAUUUUUAAAAAGGGGCUUCAUGGAUUUUAAAUGUUAUAUAAUCUAAAUCUGAUCUUAAAACGUGUAAAUGUCACGUAUAUGACACGUAUAUGACUCGUGUUUCAAACGUGUAUAACACGUACAUAAUACAUAUAUGACACGAAUAUGACGCGUAUGUGACACGUCUAUGACACGUCUCUAACACGUGUCUAACUUGUUGUCCCCAGCCAUCAGGACGGUAGAGGACAGGCUCGUUCAAGAUGUCGCCCUCAUCAACAAGCUCGGAAUGACUGUGGAGGAAGUCAUGCAAGAUUUGAAAGAGAAAUGUAGGUAGCCAAUGGAAAUGCAAAUGUAGGCAGCGCAUUGAAACAAAAUAAUUUAGGUAGCGAUUUUGGUAUGGUUUGGAGGGAAGGCGGUGGUUGCUAUAGACUCUGUUGGUGGUGACCAUUACCAUAUCGUAUCAACCUUGUGACAGAUCGUACCAACCUUGUGACAUAUCGUACCAACCUUGUGACAUAUCGUACCAACAUUGGGACAUAUGGUACAAACCUUGUGACAUAUUGUACCAACCUUGUGACAUAUCGUACCAACCGUGUGACAUGUCGUACCAACCUUGUGACAUGUCGUACCAACCUUGGGACAUAUCGUACCAACCUUGGGACAUAUCGUACCAACCUUGUGACACAUCGUAUCAACCUUGGGACAUAUCGUACCAACCUUGGGACAUAUUGUACCAACCUUGUGACAUAUCGUACCAACCUUCUGACAUAUCGUACCAACCUUGUCACAUAUCGUACCAACCUUGUGACAUAUCGUACCAAACUUCUGACAUAUCGUACCAACCUUGUCACAUAUCGUACCAACCUUGUCACAUAUCGUACCAACCUUGUGACAUAUCGUACCAACCUUGUGACAUAUCGUACCAACCUUGUCACAUAUCGUACCAACCUUUGGACCAGAGCCGGCCUUAGGCCACUGCAACCUAUGCGGCCCCAGUGGGCCCCGCGCUAAUUCUAGGUGUAAAUUAUUAAAUUAAACCAUUAUAACUUAUAAUCAUAUAUAGGUCAGCGUGUUUAUUCUGUUUUUAUGUUUGUACAGUGUUUUUUAAUCUAAUACGUCGUUGUUUCAAGUGAUUACGACUAGUCAAUAAAAUUGAAAAAAAAAUUGUAGCUGCUCGGUGCUUUAUCUCUAAACUGGUCCUUGAGGGGAACUUGGGGUAAGAUGUAACAGAAACCGUUCAUAAUCCUUUACAGUCCAAGCCUAGUCAGCCUGGUCUACUCCCAGCAACCAAGCAAAGGGACAUAACUCCAUUUUAAAUGAAGGUUCUUUAAUUAAGUUACAGAAAAUAAACCAUAAGCAAGAAAAAAAAAUAGAAAAAAAAAUACCUAAAUGCAAAGAAAUGAUGAAAGCAAAAGUUGGACCAAAAAAAAAAAAACAACAGUUUCAGGGACCCCUCCGACUUUGAUUUGAGAACAAUUCCCAGACCACUCAUGAAACUUGCUGAUCAGUUGGUGUGGAACUGAUAGGUCCGUUGUCAUCGAUGUCGCCACUAUUACUAUUAUCUUCUUCACUUGAAUCACUAUUGCUAGUAGCAUCAACGCUCGUAAAGUAAAGUUAAUUUGAUCGUGAUUUUGUACUUAGCAAAGAAUGAAUAAAAUACAAAGAUUAAUUUAUUUUCUAAUACAAAAUCUUAAUUUUCACUUAUUAUCCUUAUCUCUAACCAGGCUGGGCCCCGCGCAAUCCGUUUCGCAUUAGGGCCCCGCAAUUGUUAGGGCCGGCCCUGGCUGGUGGGUGGGGGUAGUUUAUGGAUCUGGACACCCUUGUUGCCGUCAAGAUAAAAAACAACAACAUGUAAUGACUCAAACCCGAUUAGAUUUUAUUUCUGUUCAGGAAAGCGCAGCAUUAUAUAGUGUUCAAAGAAUAGCUAAGGUUGGACCACCGCCCCUGUAAAAUAGUCACAACCAUUUACAACAACAACAACAAAGAUAGCGUCGCAUUGACGAGGCCUAGACGAGGCAUAUUAAAAAAAUUUGGCGAUAACAAAUAUGCAUCAACACAGCGCUACUCCAAAGAACUCAGCAGAAAGAAAGAGCAUAUAAAGCCUUUAUCCGUCCGAUUUUAGAUUAUGCAUCUUCAGUCUGGGACCCAUUUACCCAGAAGAGCAUUGACAAGUUGGAGGCGGUCCAGCGACGAGCAGCACGUUUUGUCCUAAACCGCUACAGGAAUACCUCUAGUGUUGGCAGCAUGCUAGAAACACUAGGCUGGUCACCAUUGGAGAAACGACGACGACAAUCCAGACUCUCCAUGAUGUACAAGAUAAAUAAUGGGCUGGUCCACUGUUCCAGUAUUAAACAGAAACUCGUCCCUCUCCCCCAUAGACAGCGACGAGGCCAUGACAGGCAAUUCAGGCUCAUACCAGCAAGAAGCCAGUAUAGGAGCUGCUCGUUCCUGCCCAUGACAAUCAGGGACUGGAACCAUCUUUCAAAAGGAACAGUUGAGGCGACAACACUAGACACAUUUGUGUCUAUUGCCUUAAGCCUUCAAACCCCUAGUGCAUAAUUUCCUCAUCACCACCAGUAACAGAAACAUUGCAAAUCCCAUCUACAUGCAUAGGAGUAACAGUUGAGGCGACAACACUAGACACAUUUGUGUCUAUUGCCUUAAGCCUUCAAACCCCUAGUGCAUAAUUUCCUCAUCACCACCAGUAACAGAAACAUUGCAAAUCCCAUCUACAUGCAUAGGAGCCAAAAUGAUCAAUAAAUUGAUCGUGGGCCCUUAAGAUAUAGAAGAAGAAGAAGAGAAGUCAGAGUUGCUAGCUAUUGCCCGCAUAACAAAUGACGUCAGCGAUGCGUCAACUUCCCAUCCACUAAAGUUACUUGACAAAACAUACAUUCAAGUAAAACACUUUACAAGAAUCCUUAUCAGGGCUACCCCCACCCCCUGCCUCGGUACACCACAACCCCCUGAACCAUGUCAUAAUGUGAGUCCCACCCAAGGAGAUUUAAUUUAAUCGCACAAAACGCACUUGCGAUAUUUUCAAGUAUCUGACUUAGGGCAGUUAUCGGGAUUUUCUUAAUGAGUACAUUCAGCGCCAGCUAGUAGCAUUUGUGACAUCAUUUUGACAUUAAGAUAAUUAUGUAUCAGAGUUAUAAUUAUCAAUAAUUCGAAGAUAGAUCCUUUCAAAAAAAUAAUUUAGCUAUUUAAUUUUAUAUUUAGCAUUUAUUAUUUUUAAAUUUAAAUCCUAAUAUUACUGUAGUUUUUCCAUCUACGGCUGAAGUGGUGGAACACGACAAUAGCGAACACAGUUAGUGUAUAGUUGGAAGCCCCACGUAAAUAACACUGAUAGGACAUUUGGUGAGAGAUUAUUGUGGCCGAGAAACAGCCAAGAGGUGAUAACAAGUUGACAGAUUAGCUCGUUCUUGAUACAGGCACACACAUAUUGACCAUCAAGAGAUUCAGUCGUAUGACUUGCGUGUCAAGAGAUGGCGACUUGUUGAUUGAACGGAUUCAACUUUCGUGUCACAUGAUCCUAAAAAUAGCAUGACGGAGGACAGUCACGAGAUCAUGACCUCUUGGGUCUGGACCAAUCAUAAUUGUAAUAAUCGCUCAAAUCGUUACAAAAAUUAUAACUAUUUUGUCUGAGAAUAACUAACCAAUCAGCCCGCUCCAUUCUACAGUGUGGAAAGGUUACUCAGCUGGUUGGCCUUGUGCUGCAGUGUCUAGUCAUUGCUGACAACUAAACGGGCACGAGAUAGGACCUUUUGAGUGAAAACACAACAUUGAUUGCAUCUUUUGCUUUCCAGCAAUGUCAGAAGAUCACGUGGAGCUCAGUGGAUGAGAUAUUUGUAACCAAUUAUGUAAUGUGUUUCAAAAAAACUUUGCUUUGACUGUAAUUUUUUGACUGGAUUGAUGACCUUGACGGGUCAGAUAUCGUCCAAAGACCGUGGAUUGGACAGCACUGACCUAGGAUCUAGUUUAAUAUUCUAUACUGACCCCCCCCCCCGGCAAAAAAAAAAAAAGAUGUCUUCACUNCUUUGCUUUGACUGUAAUUUUUUGACUGGAUUGAUGCCCUUGACGGGUCAGAUAUCGUCCAAAGACCGUGGAUUGGACAGCACUGACCUAGGAUCUAGUUUAAUAUUCUAUACUGCCCCCCCCCCCCCGGCAAAAAAAAAAAAAAGAUGUCUUCACUUUAAGUCUAUGUAUAAUCCAAUAAUGCAGUAAUUUCUUACCCAAUAAUACAUGCACCAUUCCGAUAUUGUCAACGAAUUAAUUUGUUUUAGGUGGAUUUGAUAGUUAGGUCAGAAUGAAACCAACUGCUGCCUCCUUUGUUCUGCCUGAAACUGUUUCUUUUCUUAAAUGGUCAACACGAUGGCCUACUUUGGUUCAACGCUCUGAGGUCAGUUGUUAGCAAACCUCCACAAAAUUACGAUCAAAUUAACGUUACUUUACGAGCCUUGCGUGUAGCCAAGUCAUACAGUACAUCAUAAAAAUUCUGUUCCCUACAUUAGAUCACGCUCAAUAGCAAGAAUUGCCAAAUUGUUCAAUCUAUCUUCGGGAAUUGUUGACCUCAAGUAAUUCUUGAUUAGGAGGCGCGAGAAGCUUCUUUCACCAGAUGCCACAGUUACGGGUAUUGUUAAAACUAUUCUGAGUGCAACAAAGUAGUUUGGGAAGCAGUGUAUCUUUCAUUAGUGGACAGAUAAGCCAACAAUUUCUACCGGGGUAUUGGCGUCAUUUGGUAGAAUAUGUCCUAAAGAUUCCAUUUCAUCUGCUAAUUCUCGCCCACAUAUAUCUGCGGACUGGUCUGUUGAUGACGUCAAUGCUAAAAACCUAAAAACAGAAUAAACACGCUGGCUGACCUGUACAUGAUUAUAAGUUAUAAUGGUUUAAUUUAAUAAUUUACACCUAGAGUUAGCGCGGCCUAUGAAAGUGCGGGGCCCAUUGCGGCCGCAUAGGUUGCAGUGGCCUAAGGCCGGCCCUGCCGCCAGCUACGACCCGGACUUGUGUUAAAUUGUAAAGGGAUAUUUUUUGAACGAGGGUAGACUUCCAUUACCUAACUCCGGUAUACGUUUUGGUAUUUUAAAAUAAAGUAAACCCAGAGAACCCGAAAUUACACCUUUAGCUACGCCACUGGCCGUGACCCCUCUUCUCAUAAACUAGUCUCAGUGUCUAGGGGAAAACGUACCGGUAUCGAAAUAUCGUGAAAGUUAAAAACCUGAUCUACAUUUGUAAAGUCAAAUGACCGCAACUCCUGUUUAAAAUUUAAGUAAUGAAAUCCAUUGGUUCCCUCAGUUUGGUCUGACCUCAAGUGUCUUCCUAUCGUUCACUGCUACUUUUAUCUUGAGACAUUUCUCUAUCAAUGAAUAACGUCAUCGUACCUGUGGCUUAAUGCGUCUUGUACAAUAACUUUACUUUGCAUUUGUAGACAGAAGAUUGGUCAAUUGUGAGACUUGCUCAGUCUGAAGAUCCGCCUGCCGUUGAUUUAAGAGGAAUAAAUGGACAGUUAGUUUAUAUCCCCCAAAUCCCACCACGCCACUUCUCCCAGUUCUCCCACCUAAACCAAGCUUAAUUCCCACCUGUUUCAAUCUGUCGUUUCAGUGAAGAGAGAGCAGAAACUUUCGCAGAUUGAAGGUGAGCUUGACAAGCUGGCUCAACAAAGAUUGGACUAACCAACAGCUGCAACACUCACAGGCAUUCUCAAACUACGAUAUCCCACCCGCUCCGAAAUCCCGCCCCCUCCCACAUCCCGCCUACUCCAACAUCCCGCCCCCUCCAACACUACGCCCCCCCAACAUCCCGCCUACUCCAACAUCCCGCCAACUCCAACAUCCCGCCUACUCCAACAUUCCGCCCCCUCCAACAUUAUGCCCCCCCCCC
Messenger RNA from Lymnaea stagnalis (great pond snail), 15678 nucleotides. Lineage: Eukaryota; Metazoa; Mollusca; Gastropoda; Lymnaeidae. The record is from the annotation of a GenBank genome assembly.